Phytophthora sojae is the source of this 1050-nucleotide messenger RNA. RefSeq lists its product as hypothetical. NCBI's taxonomy places the organism in Eukaryota, Oomycota, Peronosporomycetes, Peronosporales, Peronosporaceae. The coding region runs from base 1 to 1050 and encodes 349 amino acids. The record is from RefSeq and is a predicted model, not a curated record. The transcript is spliced from 2 exons.
AUGACAGGCAAGCCUUCCUGCUUCCUCCACGGAUCAAGCGCUCUGCGUCGCGUUGGGGCCAAGGCGGACCGCGCGCACGGGGCUUUCCUCGGCCUGCUGUGUGGAGAUGCCGCCGGCGCGACGCUCGAGUUCGCGCCCGGUACCAUCACGGAUUCGGAUGUCUCGCGCGCGAUGACGUUGCCCGGGGACGGCGUCUUCUCCGUGGGCAAAGGCCAGAUCACGGACGACUCGGAGCUGGCGCUGUCGCUAGCGCACGGGCUCCUGGGGAACCGCCCAAGUGACGGGUUCCUACUGGAGGCCGUGGCGCAACGGUACGCGGCCUGGUGCGACACGAAGCCCUUCGACAUUGGCAACACGUGCGCCACUGCGUUCGGCGUCCAGCCCGACGCUGCCGGCAACUACGCUCCGGCAAUGACGCAGACAGCAGCGACCAGUUGCUCGGGUAGUGAGGCCAAUGGGUCGCUCAUGCGCAUCGCUCCGCUCGCGAUCUGGGCUGUGGGGGAGUCCGAGGAGACGAUUGCCGCUCUCACCAGAACGGAGGCGACGCUGUCGCACCCGAGCCAAGUGUGUCAAGACUGCAAUGCAGUUUACUGCCUCAUGCUGGAGUACCUGUUACGCUGUCCGGGGGACUUCCAGGGCGCUUUGAGUCGGGGGGAGCGAUUCGUGACGGCUGACGUGAACUCGGUGGUGCGGACGUGGUUCUUGGAGGAGCCGUUGAAUAUCUCCAGUCUUGUGUGUACGCGCAAGAUUGGUCAUGUUCGCUGGGGGUUCGUACUAGCAACGCACUUCUUGCGCCAGAAUGAAUCUUACGAACGGGCAAUCCACCAAACACUGCUGAAGGGGGGUGACACCGAUACGAAUGCUGCCAUUGUCGGCGGACUCAUCGGUGCGCUGCACGGUGUGGAUGUAAUUCCACCUCGCAUGCGAGAGGCCGUGCUCAAUUUUGACGCGACGAACCCUUCAGCUACGCGUCGGACGCGUCCUGAGACGUACCGUGGGGCACAGGUUACCAGGCUUGUUGAGCAGCUUUUGGGUGAAGGCGCGAAUUGA